AUGUUUCUUCACCGUAGUUCUCGAGCAAUUCGUCAUCAAUGGCGACUAUGCCGGAGUCUACAUCGUACCCCGGAAUCCCAAGUCCGCGCCGCUCUAAUAAGAGGCUUCCACACAAGCAGAAAUCUACAAGUCGUGAAACCCGUCCUUCUUGCUGACAUUGGCGAAGGUAUCGUGGAGUGCGAAAUCAUACAAUGGUUUGUCGAACCCAAUGCCCGAGUCGAGGAGUUCUCACCCUUGUGCGAGGUCCAGAGCGACAAAGCCUCGGUCGAGAUCACAAGCCGCUUCUCGGGUGUUGUGAAGAAGCUCUACUACGAGGCCGGCGAAAUGGCAAGAGUAGGAAAGCCGUUCGUGGAUAUUGAUAUACAAGGCGGCGCGAGCCAGGAAGCCUUAGACGCUCUCACCCCUCCUGAGCCAUCAAAAGAAGACGUCGCGGAGCCAUUGAACAAGGAGUCGCUAAGCAGGCCUCCUCAAAAUCAAGAUAUUAUAGAUGAAACAGUCGAGCCCAAGUCCCAGCCGACCCCGGUAAAGAAGGGGAAGUAUGCAUCCCUAGCAACACCAGCGGUUCGACAUUUGUUAAAGGAAUUAAAUAUUGAUAUUACGGAGAUCGAAGGAACAGGGAAGGACGGCAGAGUUCUUAAAGAAGAUAUCUAUAGAUUUGUUGAAAAGAGAGAUUCGCCCUCACAGCUGCAACCGGCUGAACCGACGAAUCUAUUCCCGAGCGCACCACUGGAUGCAGAGAAACAAACUGAGACCACCGUACAGUUAACAAAUACGCAACAACAAAUGUUUAAAACCAUGAAACGAUCUUUAGCUAUACCGCAUUUUCUCUAUGCGGACGAGAUCGACUUCUCUGAGCUGGUCGAGCUGCGAAGGCGGCUUAACAAAGUCGUCUCGGAAUCUGCCACCGACGGUCAACUAGUAAAAUUAACCUAUUUACCUUUUAUUGUAAAAGCGGUCUCCAUAGCGUUACAUCAAUACCCUAUACUUAACGCCCGCGUCGACGUGGACCCCGAGACGUCGAAACCGAGGCUAGUUCACCGCAGUCAGCACAACAUCGGCGUCGCUAUGGACACCCCCUCGGGGCUUAUAGUCCCCGUAAUCAAGAAUGUUGGGGCGAAGAGCGUCCUCUCUAUAGCUGCAGAAUUAUCACGCCUGCAGUCGCUAGCUACGACGGGCAAGCUAUCGCCGCAAGACCUAAGCGGAGGCACUAUUACCGUUUCCAACAUAGGCAACAUCGGCGGGACCUACCUCUCGCCAGUCAUCGUCGAGAAGGAGGUGGCCAUUCUGGGCGUAGGACGCAUGCGGACCGUCCCGGCUUUCGACGACCAGGACAACAUCGUCAAGAAGCAGGUCUGCAACUUUAGCUGGUGCGCCGAUCACCGAGUCGUGGAUGGAGCGACGAUGGCGAGAGCUGCUGGGGUCGUGCGAAAGAUCGUAGAGGAACCGGAUGUCAUGGUUCUGCACCUGCGAUAG
This is a messenger RNA of Daldinia caldariorum, 1473 nucleotides long. RefSeq names its product 2-oxoacid dehydrogenases acyltransferase-domain-containing protein. The transcript has 2 exons. Gene Ontology annotation, cellular component: mitochondrion; cytoplasm. Lineage: Eukaryota; Fungi; Ascomycota; Sordariomycetes; Xylariales; Hypoxylaceae. The record is from RefSeq and is a predicted model, not a curated record. The coding region runs from base 1 to 1473 and encodes 490 amino acids. Gene Ontology annotation, molecular function: acetyltransferase activity; lipoic acid binding.